UUUCCUCAAGUUCUUCCUCAAGUGCAACCAGAACUGCCUGAAGAACGCGGGGAACCCGCGGGACAUGCGCCGCUUCCAGGUGGUGGUGUCAACGACGGUGAAUGUCGACGGGCACGUCCUGGCGGUGUCUGAUAACAUGUUCGUCCACAACAACUCGAAGCACGGGCGCCGGGCGCGACGGCUGGACCCCUCCGAAGCAGCCACCCCCUGCAUCAAGGCCAUCAGCCCCAGCGAAGGGUGGACAACGGGCGGCGCCACCGUCAUCGUCAUCGGCGACAACUUCUUUGACGGGCUGCAGGUCGUCUUCGGCACCAUGCUGGUGUGGAGCGAGCUGAUCACCCCUCACGCCAUCCGGGUGCAGACGCCGCCCCGCCACAUCCCCGGCGUGGUGGAGGUGACGCUCUCCUACAAGUCGAAGCAGUUCUGCAAAGGAGCGCCCGGCCGCUUUGUUUACACAGCACUGAACGAGCCGACCAUUGACUACGGGUUCCAGCGGCUGCAGAAGGUGAUCCCCCGACACCCCGGAGACCCCGAGCGCUUACCCAAGGAAGUCCUGCUGAAGAGGGCGGCAGACCUGGUGGAGGCCCUGUACGGGAUGCCACACAAUAACCAGGACGUCAUCCUGAAGCGAGCGGCAGACAUCGCCGAGGCCCUGUACAGCGUCCCGCGCACCCCCAGCCAGCUGGCAUCGCUGGCCGGGAACCACGCCCACGCCGGCAUGCUGGGCGGCAACUCCUUCGGGAGCCAGCUGGCCAUCAACAUCAGCGACUCAGCCCCGGGCACCGAGCAAGGCUAUGCCCGCAACACGAGCAGCGUCUCGCCGCGAGGCUACGCGCCCAGCUCCACCCCGCAGCAGAGCGGCUACAACACCAUCACGUCCAGCAUGAAUGGCUACGGGGGGGCGGCCAUGACCGGCCUCGGGGUGCCCGGCUCCCCCAGCUUCCUCAACGGCUCCACCGCCAACUCCCCCUAUGCCAUCAUGCCCUCCAGCCCCCCGCUGGGCGCCUCCUCCAUCACUCUCCCAUCCGGCGCCAGCUCCUCCACCCCCGCCGGCGUCUUCUCCUUCUCCCCGGUCAACAUGAUCUCCGCCGUCAAGCAGAAGAGCGCCUUCGCCCCCGUGGUGCGGCCGCCCACCUCCCCCACCCCCACCUGCACCAGCACCAACGGGAACGGCCUGCAGGUCUUUCGAGGACUCCGACAAGUUUCACCCCCCAGCUCGGUCACUCCAAGGACUGGCCUAUUCCUAAACACACUCUGUCGGGUCUCAUUGUGCCACCCAUGUGACCCAGGACUGGACCAGGACCCCGGAGGGAGCAGACCACACACGGGGACCGAACCUCACCAUUGACUCUGGGGCCCCCAGGGGCUGCAGGGGGGCUCAUGACCACAGCUCCCCCGCUCCAAAGGACGCUGCUGCUGUGGCGGCUUGGUGGGAAGGCAGGCUGCGGCUGGAGGGGAAGCCGUGCCCUCUAGCCAGGGGCAGUUCUCCUGCCAAGCUCCCCCCAGGACCUGGCUGCACGGACCGCAGGCUGGAUCCCUCCACGGGGUCGUGCAAAGGAGUGGGGUCUGGCUGGGGGCAGGGGGUCUCUGACUGCACCUUGCCCUCCUUCUUGCGGGGGGCUCCCCCCGGCUGCCCCAGCCUGGCACAGGAAUGCCGAUCCCAGCCGCCCCAGGUGGAGAGCUCCCGGUAACACCCCCCCCAGCGGCACGAGGCUAGAUGAGGGGCACUGCUGUGGGGGGAAGGGCCCCUGCUGGGGACCUCUGCCCCAUGGCUCUGCUCUGGGGCUUGAGACGGGAGCUCAGAGAGGGCAGCAGCCCAAGCACAGGUUCUGGGGCCAGGACUCUUGGGUUCUGAUCCCGGCUCUGCCCGACUCCCGCUGUAGCCUUGGCGACGUGCUGCCCUUCUUCGGCCCUGUCUGGAAAGGGGGCGGGCAGGGGGUCGAGGGUGAUGUAGUGGCUGGGCCGGAUUCUGGUCCCUGGAGCGCUGGCACCACCAGGGCUGACCAGAGCCUGGCCCAGCUCGGGGGGCCCAGGGGUGACAGCCCCCUGCGGGAGCUGACAACGUGUCCUGCGCCCCCCAGCAUCUGAACUAGCUGCCCAGGGUCCAGGGAAUCCCAGAGACCUGGAGGUGGGAACUGACCAUUCCCACAGUAACCAAACUUUGUUAUUUUAACGUCAAAACCCCAAAGCCCAGCUCAGGGCCGGGCUGGAGUUUGGGGGCAGAGGGUCAGGGCUAUUCGUGCCUUUCGCCCUGGCCGGGCCCCUUCUACAUGCUGGGCAAACCCUAGGCAGAGUCGCUCCCGGCUCACCCGCUUGGUUUCCCUCCUGCCUGGCCCCGCAUCUCUGGAAGGGUCACCUGAGCAGGGGGCAGGGGCAACGCGGGAGGGGCGCACGGCACAGACCCCGGCACAACCCAGAGCCCGCAGCGUUCAGACCCCGGGGCUAGAACCGCAGCUGCUUGGUUGGCAGCGCACGCCCCUGCCCCUCCCUUCCCAGCUCGGCUCGUGGGCUGGACGCUCAGCACCGGGACAUUCCCAGAUGUUCCCAGCCAGCUGUGGAGCCGCCCACCCCCAGACUCCCCACAGGCCGCUGGGUCCAUGGCAGCCAGCACCGGACGCUGGAGUCCCCAGUGCGGAACAGCCUCAUAAGCCCUGGCCUCUGCGCUGGGCGGGGUUGUUUGGUGUGGAGCUCAGCCAGGCCUGGCCGGGCCAAGCAGAGGAGGAACCGGAGCCCAGGCCAGCUGCUGCUUUGCUCUCCGAGGGCCGCCUCUAACGCCCACCGGGGUCCCUGGGCCCCCUGGGCCGGGGUCCGGCCUCUGCCCUUCCCCUGGCCCGGGGCAGGAAUUAACAAAGCGUGAGAGGCCCAGGCCAGCUCCACCGAAAGGCAGCACCUGAGGCCGCACGCACGGCCCUGCCGCGCUGGGAGAAACGCGGGGUAAAAACCCAGCGCUGGCCUGUUCCUUUCGGCUCCGGUUUCACCCCGCAGAGCCAGGCCCCUGGGCGCAGACCCGAGCCAGAGCUGACAGCUUUGAGAUGUACUAAACGCCCCCAGCGCCAGCACCAGCCCCACGCCCGGGGGCAGGAUGGGUUUAGGGCUCGUUCGCCCCAGGCGGCAGCGUGGGCCCAGACUGUGUAAAUAACGAAAGGGGAAGGCCCUGGCGCCGGCUGGGCCCCCGGCUUCUCCGUGUGGCUCGUUGCCAGGCGAGCGCCUCCCCCACGCUGAGGUUUUCACUCUGUCCGUCCUGUGUCUGUGACGCCUGUACAGUAGCCCUGGCACUACCUUCAUGCACUGUGUAGCUGUAAGCACAUGUAAAGGAAUAUUAGCCUCGUUACCCCCACUAGGCGCUGGGGCUGGAAUAUACUGCCUGACGCUGCCUUCC
Gopherus evgoodei (Goodes thornscrub tortoise) is the source of this 3379-nucleotide messenger RNA. RefSeq names its product EBF family member 4 (gene EBF4). The transcript is spliced from 11 exons. Lineage: Eukaryota; Metazoa; Chordata; Testudines; Testudinidae. Gene Ontology annotation, biological process: regulation of transcription by RNA polymerase II. Gene Ontology annotation, molecular function: DNA-binding transcription factor activity, RNA polymerase II-specific; RNA polymerase II cis-regulatory region sequence-specific DNA binding. The coding region runs from base 65 to 1348 and encodes 427 amino acids. The record is from RefSeq and is a predicted model, not a curated record.